UUCUGCAAUUGCCAGACAGAGGCGCGGAAGCUAGGGCUGGGACCCAGGCGUGGAGAGACACCCAGACCCCACUGCUGAGCCAGGCACAGCCAGGGUGCUAUGACCCACUGACCCUUCCAGCCCAGAGCAAUGGAGCUAAAUGACUCCUCCCGGGUGGAUUCCGAGUUCCGAUACACUCUCUUCCCCAUCGUUUAUGGCGUCAUCUUUGUGCUGGGGGUGAUCGCCAAUGGCUACGUGCUCUGGGUCUUUGCUCGCCUCUACCCUUCUAAGAAACUAAAUGAGAUCAAGAUCUUCAUGGUGAACCUCACGGUCGCCGACCUGCUCUUCUUGAUCACCCUGCCACUGUGGAUCAUCUACUAUCACCACAAAGGAAACUGGAUUCUACCCAAAUUCCUGUGCAAUGUGGCCGGCUGCUUCUUCUUUAUCAAUACCUACUGCUCCGUGGCCUUCUUGGGCGUGAUCACCUAUAAUCGUUUCCAGGCGGUGACCCAUCCCAUCAAGACAGCUCAGGCCACCACUCGUAAACGGGGCAUCUCUUUGUCCCUGGUCAUCUGGGUGGCCAUCCUGGCUGCUGCCUCCUACUACCUUGUCCAGGAUGAGACCAACUCAGUACCCAAUAAGGCCGGCACAGAAAACCUCACCCGCUGCUUUGAGCACUAUGAGAAGGGCAACGUGUCAGUCCUGGUGAUCCACAUCUUCAUCGUUUUCGCUUUCUUCCUGGUCUUCCUCAUCAUCCUGUCCUGCAAUGUGGUGAUCAUCCGCACGCUGCUGGCGCAGCCCGUACAGCAGCACCGGACUGCGGAAGUCAAGCGCCGCGCGCUCUGGAUGGUCUGCACUGUCUUGGGGGUCUUUAUUAUCUGCUUUGUGCCACACCACAUGGUACAGCUGCCCUGGACCCUGGCUGAAUUGGGCUACUACACCAGUUUCCAUCAGGCCAUUAAUGACGCCCAUCAGGUUACCCUCUGCCUUCUUAGCACAAAUUGUGUCUUAGACCCCAUCAUCUACUGCUUCCUCACCAAGAAGUUUCGCAAACACCUCAGCGAAAAGUUGUACAGCAUACGCAGCAGCCGCAAAUGCUCCCGGGUCACCACGGACACCGACGUGGUCAUGAGUCUCCACCAGAUGCCUGUUCCUCCCCUCAAAAAUUAGUUCCUGAUGGUUGGGGUCAGGCCCGGAGUCUUCUCUCCCAUGGAUGUCACUGACUGGGCCAGGGGGAAGAGAGGGGGUCUGCGGUGAUCGCUUCUUCCCUGACUCUAGUGGCCCAGGCUGGUGGUUCGGGCAGGGCUGAUGGCUGUACCAGACUGCUGGAAAGGUCUAGAAGUAGGAGGUACUCCUUCACUGGGCACCUACUUUGCUAAAGCUGAGCCUGGUGGAGCUGCUGGCAGGAGAAGGAGCAGCAGAGCUGGGGCCUGACUCAGUUCUCCCCACUGGAUCAUAGCCUAAGCCUUUGGUAAUGACUUCCGAGUGCUCUAGGUGGAGAUGCUGGGUAGGGAGCGGAACUCUGCUGCCUUGGCUCAUGGAAGGAUCUGGAGGCAGCAGUUGGGUCUAGAACAGACCACGUGUUUCCACCCGUAGACACAAGGUGAUGGUGACAAUUGUCAGGGAGGUGGCUUGGUGGGAUCUUUAGGUCACCCUGCAAGCUGUCUGGGAGGUAGACAGACAGACUGACCAUAGGGAUGGGAACUUGGCCUUCGAGGAAACUGUUGGUCUGCACAGGCCUCACCCCUGGCCUGGGACAGCUCUGAGGGAGCUGAGGGCAGCUCCCCGCUGCUAGGGGGCCAAAGGGGUACAAAGUAGAUUUUAGGUUUGUCUAGGCCAAGACGUCUCCCUGGUAAUAGGCCCUGGGCUGGAUGUGCCUCCUGGAGACUGCUCCGUCUUUGGGAGACCCUCCUAACCCAGCGUCUAGGAUGCAGGGGGAUAGGUAGAUACACAGCCCCAAAGUGGAAAGUGUUAGUUCCCCUUUAGGGUCCCUAGACACCUGUUUGUGACGUUUUAUUUUUAUUAUUUUUUUAGUUCUGGGAUUUGAACUCAGGGCCUUGCUCUAGGCAAGCACUCUAUCACUUGAGCCAUUGUCCAGCCCGUUUUGAUUUAGUUGUUUAGCAGAUAAGAUCUCACACUUUCUAAGUUUGGCCUUAGAUGGUCGGCCUCCUACCUAUGCCUCCCACAGGACUAAGGUUAGUCUCUCUGUCUCUCCUGUAGCUGUUAUUACAGAUGCUUACCACCGAGGCUAGCUUGUUUAUUGAGAUGAGGUCUCAUUAACUUUUUUAGGGGUCUUGAACUACAAUCCUUCUGCUCUUUGCUUCCUGAAUGGCUGGGAUUACAGAUGUGAGCCACCAUGCCAGGCCCCACAUACUUGAGAUUGUUGGCAAUUAUUUUCAAAUGAGAUUCCUCUCUUGUUCUAAGACUAAAAGGCCCUACAGGCUUUUCCUCAGGGGCUGAGAGGUCUCUUCUCUAGCAUUCAGAUCCCCAUACUCCUGAGAAAUCUUCUCCUUUGCAACCAGUGUCCCCCGUGAAUUUGGGAAAUGCUUUUCCUGUAUGCCAGACUAGCCAAUGGCUUUAGUGUCACACAGACCUAAAUUGAAGUCUUUGUCAUUUUGUGUUCAGGGCCUGGACAUUCAAUUCUCUACCUCUUAGCGUUGUUAAUUGUGAGGUAAAACCUAUCGCCUGGGGUUAUGAGCAGCAGAUGUCCAGGGGUUGGGGUGACUGCUCAUUCCAGGUCCUCCCUCCCCUCCCCCCCUCCCUCCCUUCCUCCUUCUC
Molecule: messenger RNA, 2757 nt
Organism: Dipodomys spectabilis (banner-tailed kangaroo rat)
Lineage: Eukaryota; Metazoa; Chordata; Mammalia; Rodentia; Heteromyidae
Gene: Ptafr
Product: platelet activating factor receptor
Exons: 2
Coding region: 130-1149 (339 amino acids)
Biological process (GO): chemotaxis; G protein-coupled receptor signaling pathway
Cellular component (GO): membrane
Molecular function (GO): G protein-coupled purinergic nucleotide receptor activity; platelet activating factor receptor activity
Source: RefSeq, a predicted model, not a curated record